This is a messenger RNA of Carica papaya (papaya), 2091 nucleotides long. RefSeq names its product dicarboxylate transport 2.1 (gene DIT2.1). Gene Ontology annotation, molecular function: transmembrane transporter activity. NCBI's taxonomy places the organism in Eukaryota, Viridiplantae, Streptophyta, Magnoliopsida, Brassicales, Caricaceae. Gene Ontology annotation, cellular component: membrane. The record is from RefSeq and is a predicted model, not a curated record. Gene Ontology annotation, biological process: transmembrane transport.
AUUUUUUAUUUUGAUGUCUGGCUUCAAUUUCUCACACACCCAAUUCCACACUUCAUUUCUUUUACUUCUUUUCAACUUUGGCUCCCUCUCCCUCUCUCUCUCUCUUUCUCCAUCUUCUACCUAUCUGUAUCUGAGGCUGAUCAACCAUGGAGAGCUUCGCGCUGCACUCUCUCUCCUCCGCAACCUCCUUUUCUCCCUCUUCCUCUCGCAAUUCUCUUCUCUUCAGAUCAAAAAACAUCUCCAGGUCCCCACCCUCUAUCCUUCUUCCUCCUCGUACUCUCCGCUCCUUUCGCUCUCUCCCCUCCUCCUCCUCCUCCUCCUCCUCCUCUAAACCCGUAUCUUCUUUUUCCCUCUUCUCUUUCUCUAAACCCCAUUUUACAGUACAAGCCUCCUCCUCUCCGACGCCUCAAUCCGACCCAUCCCCGCCUAUGAAUUCUCCUCCUCAAGGAGCCAAAUUAUGGCCUCUCUUGGUAUCCGUAUCUAUAGGCCUCGCUUUUCGUUUCUUUGUCCCCAAACCCGCGGCUAUAAACCCGCAGGCCUGGCAAUUACUCGCCAUCUUUCUCUCUACCAUCGCGGGUCUUGUCUUGAGCCCUUUGCCCGUAGGUGCCUGGGCUUUUAUCGGCCUCACAACCUCCGUUGUUACUAAAACUUUACCAUUUUCAGCUGCAUUUGGGGCUUUUACCAAUGAGGUUAUUUGGUUGAUUGUUAUUUCUUUCUUUUUCGCUCGUGGGUUCGUCAAGACUGGACUUGGGGAUAGGAUUGCUACUUAUUUCGUGAAAUGGUUGGGGAAGAGCACUCUGGGUUUGUCGUACGGGUUGACUCUCAGCGAGGCAUUGAUUGCACCCGCCAUGCCUAGCACAACUGCUAGAGCUGGUGGGGUUUUCUUGCCCAUCAUCAAGUCCUUGUCUCUCUCUGGGGGGAGUAGGCCUGGAGAUUCCAGUUCUAGGAAGCUUGGCUCUUAUCUUGUUCAGUCACAGUUUCAGUCUGCUGGCAACUCCAGUGCUCUUUUCCUGACUGCUGCAGCUCAAAAUAUGUUGUGCCUCAAAUUAGCUGAGGAGCUUGGAGUGAUAAUUUCAAACCCUUGGGUUUCUUGGUUCAAGGCUGCUAGUUUACCAGCAUUUGCUUCUCUUCUAGCAACUCCACUCAUCCUAUAUAAGCUUUAUCCUCCUGAAAUAAAAGACACACCAGAUGCCCCUGCCAUGGCCACAAAGAAGCUGGAGACUAUGGGUCCUGUUACAAAAGAUGAAUGGAUCAUGGUUGGUACUAUGCUUCUGGCUGUUUCUUUGUGGGUCUGUGGAGAUGCCCUUGGUAUUCCAAGUGUUGUAGCCGCAAUGAUUGGUUUGUCAAUACUCCUUUUGUUGGGAGUACUUGAUUGGGACGAUUGCUUGAGUGAAAAAUCAGCAUGGGAUACUCUAGCUUGGUUUGCAGUUUUGGUGGGCAUGGCUGGGCAGUUGACAAACCUUGGUAUUGUAACCUGGAUGUCAGAUAGUGUGGCUGUAACCCUCCGGUCUCUAGCAUUGAGCUGGCCUGCUGCAUUUGGUGUUCUUCAGGCCUCGUAUUUCUGUGUCCACUACCUAUUUGCCAGUCAAACUGGUCAUGUUGGAGCCUUAUACUCCGCGUUCCUUGCAAUGCACAUUGCAGCUGGGGUACCCGGUGUUUUGUCAGCACUUGCUUUAGCUUAUAAUACAAAUCUUUUUGGUGCCAUAACUCAUUACAGCAGUGGUCAGGCUGCUGUAUACUACGGUGCUGGUUAUGUCGACCUACCUGACGUAUUCAAGAUCGGCUUUGUAAUGGCCCUGAUCAACGUGAUCAUUUGGGCAACUGUUGGAGGUUUAUGGUGGAAAUUUUUGGGUCUCUAUUGAUUUUCAGUCAACCUUGCAAGAGUUGACUGUUAAAUAUGUCCUGUUUCAAGGAAUAGUUGAGCUUAACAAGUACUUUGAAGAAAGUUUACAAUUUUUGGCACCUUUUUGUUCAUUUCUCUUCAACAUUUUAUUAGUUUUAUGCUACUUGAAUAUGACGCAUCAGAUGUUGAGGAAGAAGAGGAUGUUGAUCGGAGGAGAAACUGUCAGAAGGGAGAGAGAACGGACUAAA